UAUAUAUACAGCCAGGUCUCUCGCGGUGCUCCAACUGCAAACGCGGUCGCCCCGGCACGUUGCAUUUCGCGGCAGAGGCAACAGAGGUAGAGAGACGAUGAGGGAUCUGGAGGAGUUCCGGGGCUCGUCGGCGGGGCCGCCGCGGAACAAUGGCGGCGGCGGCAGCGGGGGGUCGUCGGCGGUGACCACGCCGUCGUGGUGGGCGGGCGACCCGGAGGCCAAGAGGCGGAGGAGGGUGGCCGCCUACAAGGCCUACGCCGUGGAGGCCAGGGUCAAGGCGUCGCUCCGCCGCGGCCUCCGCUGGAUCAAGGACCGCCGCACCGGCAUCGUCCACCACCGCCGGUGACCGGCCGACCGACGCCGAUCUGACAUGCUGCGGCGACAUCCUGUUCACGUCGUUGGCAUAUCAUGGCGUGUGCUUCGACCACCUCGCCGGCCCUCCUGUUCAUAAUGUUUCUGUUUUCUCCUUCAUGCAAAGUCGCCUUCGUUUCUUAUUAAUUUUGUUCCUAUGGAUGCAAGCAAAAUACGGAGAAGAAAUCAUUCAAAUAACUCGGUUUUUUCCUCGACGA
Molecule: messenger RNA, 569 nt
Organism: Triticum aestivum (bread wheat)
Lineage: Eukaryota; Viridiplantae; Streptophyta; Magnoliopsida; Poales; Poaceae
Exons: 1
Coding region: 98-346 (82 amino acids)
Source: RefSeq, a predicted model, not a curated record